CCUGGUUUGGAGCCGGACCCCAGGCUGGAAAGAAACUUUCUCCAGGCCAGUAACUUGGCAGCGGCGGCCGCGCCUCGCCGCGCUCCACUGGGGGGCUCCUGCGCCGGCUGCUCCCCCCGCGCCUGUCUCAUGCGAGCAGCGGCUCCAGGGGGGCUCCGCGCCCCGCCGGGGGCUCUGCUGGCCGCCGGCUACUUCGUGCGAGUGCUGCUGCUGCUCGCGGCCCGGGCCUCCCCGGCGGCGGACCCCCCUGGCCUCGGCCAGCAUCCGCCCCCUUGCAAAGACAUCGCCGGGAGCCGCCCGGUGCACGGAGCCCCCCCUCCCCUCGGGGCCGGGGCCGGGGUCUCGGUGGCCCUUGCCGCUGGCUCGCGGUUUCCUGCCCCCGAGGAGUCACCCCGCCUCCCGAGCGGCGGGCGGUGCAGCCAGACGGCAGCCCAGGUUGUUACAGAUAAGCAACGGAUUCGAAAAAAGAGAGACUGCUUCGGUAUGACAGCUGUAGAAUUACCGGGAACAGGAUUACAGGGAACAAAUGAAGGCCAUGAUCUGCUUUUGACUUCCGCAGCACCAGAUGUUCAUGGGAUCCAUUCACUGUUUGCCUUGAUCCCCUCGUGGACAAAGAAGAUUUUGUUCAAACGAGAGUCUACCAUUAACCAGCAGCUGCCGGAAGGUGUGCCAAGAAUUUCAGUGUCUUCUGGGUAUGGGAUAACUCUUCAGAAAUGUGCAGUGGUGGCUACUGAACAUGAUCUCCAAACUGCAUAUGUAAGGCUUCUGAUAAAUAAUACCAACACACCAUCUGCAUCCAAUGUCACAGAUCUCAUUCUGCUGGACAAUAUUACUGGCCUCCAUGUUCAAGGAACCAGUGGUAAUAAGACUACAGAUGGGUUCCAGAUAUAUAAGAGAGGAUUCCUGCAAGUUGGAGAAUACUACUCAGUCAACUACAUUGCAUUUCUUGAUGCAAAAGAAACCUGGGAUGGCAAAGUCUUGACACUGCCCGCUAAAUUGACCUUCAACAGUUCAUCACUGAACAAAACACAGCAUAGUUUGACUGCAUCAUUCACCAUAACAGGAGAGGAAAAGACUAAGAUUUUGUACAGCCAUGGCAUCCAUGCUUCAGGAUUCUUCGUUGCUUUCGUUAUUUCUUUUGUAUUAACAUGUUUUGCUUUUUUUGCUGUUUACCAAACUAGAAGAUUAAAAUGGAGUUUCCUUAAUGAAAAACAGGAGAUACGAUAUGAUCUUACUCUAGAUCACAAACUGGAGUAUUCACAGUUUAAUUCAGGAGAUCCCUUUAAUGAAGAUAUCAUUAUGAAUGACCAAAUCAUUGAGAUACUGGCCUUUGAAGACUCCAAGAACAUGCUUCAAGCUUUAGAAGACUUGAAGGUAGCAAAUCUGACUCGUGCAGAUGCUGAUCUGGAAGCAUAUCGAAUGCAGAUGUGCAAAGAGGUGAUUGCCAUGUUGAUGAAGAACAUGGUUUUCAGACACAAUCUCUCUCCUAAUGUGGAGAAAAGGAUGGGUUCAAUUCUCAAAAAGCAAUUUUUUGCAAUGGAGAAUGAAGUUCAGGAGGAGUAUACGAGGAAGAUGGUGGCUUUAACCGCAGAAUGUAAUCUAGAGACUAGGAAGGAAAUGGAGGCUCAGCACCAACGAGAGAGAGCUGCAAAUGAUGAGGCUGAAGAAUUAAUCAAGCGACUGAAUGAGAAGUCUGCUAUAGAAUACAGAUGUCUUCUGGAAAAAAUUCACAAACUUGAGCAGAACCACAUGAAGAGGUUCCUUUUGGUGAGGCAGGAGGAGUACUUCGCAAAAGCUUAUCGACAGCUGGCUAUUUUCCAGAGAACAGAGCUCCAUAAUGCCUUUUUUACACAGAUAAAAAAUGCCAUUUUCAAGGGAGAAUUGAAGUUAGAAGCAGCCAAAGCAUUAGUGCAGGAUUACUCUAAAAUACAGGAGGACAUUGAAGAGCUAAUGGAUUUUUUGCAGGCUAAUAAGAAGUAUCAUCUGAGUAAAAGAUUUGCUUACAGAGAGUACCUAAUAAAUAAUAUACAUUUAUGGGAUUCCCAAGCCUCUUCUCUCUUGAACACAGCAGCAAGCCAGAUAACAAGUCUCAUUAACAAGACAGAAAGAGCUGGUCAUUUGUCUGAAAAUCAUUUGGGAACACUUCUAGACCAAGCUCAGACAGAAGUUCAUUCUGUUAAACAGAAGUUGGAUCAUAAUUUAAAACAGGAAAAGCAAAGGCUUCACCAGAAACUCGUUACUAAGAGAAGACGAGAAAUGUUGCAAAAGCAGAAAGAACAAAGAAAGGAGCAGAUGUCGAUAGGAGACACUUUCAAAACCACUAAAGAGGUUAGCCACUACUUGAGCCACUGGCAAAAGCUUCUGACUGAUCAUGCUGUUGAAUUUGAAGAGCUUAUUGAAAAGCUUGAUAAUGAUGCCAGUGAAGAAAUAAAAGUGCUUAGAUUCACUUUGACAGAGAAAGCUAUUGAUGAACUUAAACGCAUUCAGUAUGGAGUAAUCACUCAAGAAUUGUUAAAACUGAAUGUGCCAAAGCCAUUCCUGCAACAAAUUGUUGAGGAGCAUAAAAAGGAAAUUGCUAUUCAGACUGAACAGCUUGAAAAAGAAGAACAUGACAAAAAUAUGGCCACUGGAGAAUGGCUUGAGAAUACCAGGCAAAAACUGAGCCAAGAGCUGGAACACAGCAUUGCAGAACAAAAAAAAUUAAGGAGUUGGGAACAGUUAGUGUUCAAGAGACUUUUAAGUUUGCCCCUUUCAUUAUCUGAAGAGGAAUUGCUGAGAAUGAGGCAAGAGUUCCAUUGCUGCUAUUCUCAGAUGGACAAUAACUUAGCUUUGCCCAAGAUUCGGAAAAGAGCUUUGCUUCAGGCAUAUCAGUCGGCGUGGAGGGAAGCGGAGCUGCUGAAAGUGGAUCAGAACUCAGCAGUAUCCGACAAACAGCCACAGCCCAAUAUCAAAAAACAACGAUCCAAGAAUAGAAAUAAGAUAGAUGUUCUGAAAAAAUCUUUGGAGGAUAAAAUUCGCAUCUAUGAAGAACCGAUUACAGAUGAAAAUUUGAGCAAGGUCCAUAAUGAGUUGCUGCUUGAAAAGGAGAAUCAGUUGCAUUCUCGGGAGAAUAAACUUGGAGAGUCCAUUGCGGCUUUACAGUUCCAAAAGACUGAUAAGAAGUCCAAAACAUUGGAGAUUUACACCGCUAUCAUAAGUGUACAAGCUUUGCUUCUGGAAGAAUUGAGCACGUCAAAAAUACUAUCGGAAUCAGAGUGUACCCAAAUUUUAGAGGCACAUAAUCCUGAGAUUGAAGAACUUGACAGAAAGUUGGAAUAUGAAAUGUUACAUAAGGAGACGGCUCAGCAGCAGCACCUAUUGAAUAGGCAGAGAUGGACUCCAGAUGGAUUGGGACUUUCAGAUGAAGUUGUGGAAAUUAAUGCAGAGAGACAGGUGUCUGCUCUGCUGUGUCAGGCAUUGAAUAAGUGUAAGCAAUUAGUAAAUCUGCAUCAGCAAAGCUUACAAGAAGAGCAAUGGAAUGAUGUGGUGCUUGAAGAUCUUCUGGAGAAUAUAGAAAUGGAUACAUUUUUGGCACUUUACAGCCAGGAGCUCCAAUUGGCAGCUUAUUUAACCAAACUGACAAUGGUACCGGUGGGGAUGUUGCACAGACUGCUGAACUUACUGCUGCCUUCGAGUUCACAGACUGAGCUGCUUUCUGUUCUGGAUUCAAUCAGUGACAGAUAUUCAGACAGUGUUAUGGAAAGUGACAUAAAUGUAGAGGAAGCUGACAGCUGUAGAAAGAGGAAGCACCAAGGGUCAUGGCAAGCAUUAGAAAGCAAAGUAAGGCAGGAUCUGAUAAGCAAAGGCUUGGAGAAGAUGCAUUCUGCAAACAGGAGUAAAGAAAGCCUGCUAAAGAAGAAGCAACUUGCACUCAUGGAAAGAACAUCAUUCUCACCUCUCGGAUGUUUGUCUAGACACCCUCCUGUGGAACCUUUUGGCCAGCCUGAUUCAUUGAACACUGCUGCUGCAGAAGCCAUUGAGCUAUUAAACACAGGGGAGAAGAUAUUUUUGUUCCGUGAUGAAAGGGAUCCCAUACUUACUUUGCAUAGUUCUCCAAGAAAAAAGAAAAAGAACUUCCUAAAUUCCAAGAAGACUGCAUUGGCAAACACGGGCUAAUGAGGGAGAUAGCCAUUCAGUGCAGCAAUUAGUGAGAGGAAGUUUAUUUCCAAAUAAGGGUCAUGAAAAAGGAGAAAAUCAUCUGAGUCAUUGUUAAAAAACAAUUUUUGUCUAACUUGCAAUAGUUUGAUUUUUGCAUUGUAAAUAGUUUUUAUUCUUAAAACUGGAUUUUGAGCUCGUCAUCCGGCAGCGCACAAUCUAUAUCUAUUAACUACACCGGACCCUGGCUAGAAUGGGGGAUUUGAGAUCCAUGCGUGGUACCGCGUUAACGCGGGGACCACAUUAAAAUGAAUUGCAAUUAAAGUAAUUAAAUUUGGGAUCCAUGGCCGUGACCGCGUUAUAUGCGAAUUCGCGCUAUAUAUAUGCGCGUUCUAGCGAGAGUCUGGUGUAUUGUUUUUAGUGCACACAGGAGCAGUAGGUGAAUUUGUGUCAUACUCUGUGAUACAUAUUACAUAACUGAGGGCAGGAUGUAGUGCUCAUAUAAUUCAUUGUACCAGGUUUGUACUCUCAGCGUAUGCGCAGUGUGCCUAGCCAUUUGAUAGCAUCGUCUUCAGCCAGGUGAAGAGCUCGUAGCUCGCCAUCAGCGGGCACUUGUCAAGGAUAUGCAACAUAGUCUGAAGUUGACCACAUCUAUAUCGUGGGCCAUUAGUGAAACCCCAUUUGAAGAGAUUGGCCACACAAUUGCCCUGUCCUGUUUGAAACCAGUUCAGGGAAGCCCACACGUGCCUUGGCAGGUCAGAUAGUUGGGUCGGUGACGAGAGAGUGAUUAAUGACUAUCAUUGCUGACCACUUAUUAUGCCAAGCAGAUUCCACCAUCAUGUCCUGUGGUGGUAUAGUAUCUAGAAGACUGAAGACAGGUGAAGUUAGCAGGUGGUUGAAGAGGUCUGAGUACAGGGGCAAGUCACAUUUCUCACGGAUGUUGGCCAGGAGCAUGAUGGAGACCCCCUCGUGGCGAAUAUGGGGCGGAGCUAUGUUACUAAGUAUUGGCAGCCAUGGCAGUGGAGUUGCAUAUAACAUCCUGCUAACUGUGCAUAGCUUUGUUAAGCUGUACAUCGACCAGCCUCGUGUGAGAUGAGCGACAGCAGACAGGAGCACAGUACUCUGCUGUUGAAUACUGAUUUGACUGUUUGCUAUAUUUUUAUUAUUGUUUAUAUGUCAUGGUAACUUAUGUGAAAGCAACCCCUGAUUAAUUAUUGCAGGAUACAGUAUUAAAUACAGAUAAGGAUGAGGAAGAACUGUAUACCAACUAACUGUGGUAAUUAUUAAUAAAUAGUUUGUUAAUAACCACUA
Molecule: messenger RNA, 5445 nt
Organism: Mauremys mutica (yellowpond turtle)
Lineage: Eukaryota; Metazoa; Chordata; Testudines; Geoemydidae
Gene: EVC2
Product: EvC ciliary complex subunit 2
Exons: 22
Coding region: 130-4155 (1341 amino acids)
Biological process (GO): smoothened signaling pathway
Cellular component (GO): ciliary membrane; plasma membrane protein complex
Source: RefSeq, a predicted model, not a curated record